Messenger RNA from Capronia coronata CBS 617.96, 378 nucleotides. RefSeq lists its product as uncharacterized. The transcript has a single exon. The record is from RefSeq and is a predicted model, not a curated record. The coding region runs from base 140 to 358 and encodes 72 amino acids. Lineage: Eukaryota; Fungi; Ascomycota; Eurotiomycetes; Chaetothyriales; Herpotrichiellaceae.
GCUUCGCAGGUUUUGAGACCGAUGAUAUUCCGCCGCAAAAGCCUCGUUCCAGCACCACUCCAGAUACGCCGAGGCGAGCAGAGAGGUCCUCCGGCAUCUCCGCAUCACUCAGAACGAGUUGAACGUUGGACAGUCUCUGAUGAUGAGGCAUUCCGAAGCAGCUUCCACCCACAUCCCCUCAAGAGCCAUCCAGUUUGCGAUGUUGCUCAGUCGGAAGGCCAGACUCGGGAGGCAGAGGAGAGAGCGGACUCUGGAGCAGAGACUCAUUGGGAGUCAGCUCUUCCACGUGCUGUGCCAGAUCACCAUCGGCUGGCUCAACACCCAGCUACCGGACGCCGUUACCACGAUUCAAUCAUAGGCCGGUAUAUGGCGCCGACC